CCGAAGCCGAAGCAGAAACACUAGCUGAUGGCCUCCUAGGAUCAGGCCCCCCGCAGACGCCUACCCCACCCCCUACCCCCGGGCGGAACACGCCCUCAGUUACAGCCCUUCGGCCAGAGCCUUAGGUAACCUUGAUUCCGGGUCGGCAGCGGCCACAGUCCGCAGCGCAAGCGGCCUCGGCGGACCCCCUGCCUGCAGCGCGGCCCAGUGCACGCCGGUCCCACUGCCGGGCGCCAGCCGCCCACUCCGCAGCAGCCGCUCCGCUCUCGACCGCGCCGUUCCGCCCGUCGGCCAGCGGCCCGCCCAUGCUCUUGGCCACCAAGAGAGCUAGCCAGCUUUUCCACAGCCUCUUUCCUGUCCCGAGAAUGGGCGACUCCGCCUCUAAGAUCGUCAGCCCCCAGGAGGCAUUGCCGGGCCGGAAGGAGCCGAUCCCCGUCGCGGCCAAACAUCAUGUCAAUGGCAAUAGAACAGUUGAACCUUUCCCAGAGGGAACACAGAUGGCUGUAUUUGGAAUGGGCUGUUUCUGGGGAGCUGAGAGGAAAUUCUGGACUAUAAAAGGAGUAUAUUCAACUCAAGUUGGUUAUGCUGGAGGCUACACUUCCAAUCCUACUUAUAAAGAAGUUUGUUCAGGAAAAACUGGCCAUGCAGAAGUAGUCCGAGUGGUGUACCAGCCAGAACGCAUCAGCUUUGAGGAACUGCUCAAGGUCUUCUGGGAGAAUCAUGACCCGACCCAAGGCAUGCGCCAAGGCAAUGACCAUGGUUCUCAAUACCGCUCAGCCAUCUAUCCAACCUCUACCAAGCACCUGGAGGUGGCCCUGAGAUCUAAAGAAGACUACCAGAAGGUUCUUUCAGAGCAUGGCUAUGGCCCGAUCACGACCGACAUCCGGGAGGGACAAACUUUCUACUAUGCGGAGGAUUACCACCAGCAGUACCUGAGCAAGAACCCUGACGGGUACUGCGGCCUGGGGGGCACUGGCGUGUCCUGUCCACUGGGUAUUAAAAAGUAAUUUCUCCCCAUGUGGUCAGCACUUGAGGUCACAGCAAAAAUGCUUUCAACAAAUUGGGCAAUUCUUUUGUGGUUCAGGUUAGCGGCUUUUCAAAAUACACAGAGCACAAAGGCAUUCAUAAAAAUCUGGUUUAAUGAGGUGUAAUUUACAUGAAGUGCAAUGAAUGGCAAGUUGAGAACAUGCAGUUUAUCUUCUGAUAAAUUAUGGUGGGACUAGAACUGUGACCUAUUGGGGUCUGAAUGAGGAUAAUGAGUAUGCUGUGUUUCCCCUGCUUGGGCCAGGAUGCCUGCCACAGAAGCUGGGGAAGGAAGCUGGGAGAUUGUCGGACAGAAUGAGGCACAUCGGACACCCUUUAUCUGUGCCCUUUCCCACCUUACCUGCCCUCUGCCCUC
Panthera uncia (snow leopard) is the source of this 1399-nucleotide messenger RNA. RefSeq names its product methionine sulfoxide reductase A (gene MSRA). Lineage: Eukaryota; Metazoa; Chordata; Mammalia; Carnivora; Felidae. Gene Ontology annotation, molecular function: peptide-methionine (S)-S-oxide reductase activity. Gene Ontology annotation, cellular component: cytoplasm. The transcript is spliced from 6 exons. Gene Ontology annotation, biological process: cellular response to oxidative stress. The record is from RefSeq and is a predicted model, not a curated record. The coding region runs from base 306 to 1007 and encodes 233 amino acids.